Encephalitozoon cuniculi GB-M1 is the source of this 906-nucleotide messenger RNA. RefSeq lists its product as uncharacterized. The transcript has a single exon. Gene Ontology annotation, cellular component: cytosol. Gene Ontology annotation, molecular function: protein serine/threonine phosphatase activity. The record is from RefSeq and is marked provisional. The coding region runs from base 1 to 906 and encodes 301 amino acids. Gene Ontology annotation, biological process: peptidyl-serine dephosphorylation; mitotic cell cycle. Lineage: Eukaryota; Fungi; Microsporidia; Unikaryonidae.
AUGAUAGAAGGCUAUCUUGAGAGGCUGUUCAAAUGCAAUUUGCUUGCAGAGGCAGAGGUAAAACACCUGUGCGAGACGGCGACCGAAAUACUGAUGAGGGAGGAAAAUGUUGUCAAUGUCAAGGCGCCUGUGACGAUAUGUGGGGAUGUGCAUGGGCAGUUCUACGACCUGAUGGAGUUGUUCAAAGUUGGAGGCCUUCCCCCGUAUACAAACUACCUGUUUAUGGGAGACUAUGUGGAUAGGGGGUACCAUUCAGUCGAGACGAUCUCUAUCCUGCUGUGCUUGAAAGUGAAGUAUCCCAGCAGAGUAUGGCUGCUCAGAGGGAACCACGAGAGCAGGCAGAUAACCCAGGUGUAUGGGUUCUAUGACGAAUGUGUUAGGAAGUACGGAACAUCUCUUGUAUGGAGGUACUUCACUGAUCUCUUCGACUAUCUGCCUGUUGCAGCCAUUGUCGGAGACGACACGUUCUGCUGCCACGGGGGACUAAGCCCGUCGUUCGACACGCUUGACCAGCUGAAGGCCAUUGACCGGAAGGUUGAGAUUCCCCAUGAGGGUCCCAUGUGCGAUCUGCUCUGGUCUGACCCCGACGAGAAGGCUGGAUGGGGGCCCUCUCCCAGAGGUGCUGGAUUUACGUUCGGUAAGGACAUAACAGAUGCCUUCAACGAGAGAAACGGGCUGAAGAUGAUAUGCAGGGCCCACCAGCUUGUGAUGAAUGGAUACAACUGGAGCCACGAAAAGGGAUGUGUCACGAUAUUCAGUGCGCCAAACUACUGCUAUAGAUGUGGGAACCUGGCGACGCUCAUGGAGAUGGACGAGCAUGGGGCAUACAGCUUCACGCAGUUCGAACCUUCCCCCACAAAGAUCGAGACUCUUGUCUCGACCAAAAUCCCAGACUAUUUCUUGUAG